Pararge aegeria (speckled wood butterfly) is the source of this 1747-nucleotide messenger RNA. RefSeq lists its product as uncharacterized. Lineage: Eukaryota; Metazoa; Arthropoda; Insecta; Lepidoptera; Nymphalidae. The transcript is spliced from 5 exons. The coding region runs from base 1 to 1548 and encodes 515 amino acids. Gene Ontology annotation, cellular component: membrane. Gene Ontology annotation, molecular function: transmembrane transporter activity. Gene Ontology annotation, biological process: transmembrane transport. The record is from RefSeq and is a predicted model, not a curated record.
AUGACAGCCAGUGAUUGCAGUACAAUUGAUCUCACCAAAUCGAGCUUGCGGCUCACUGGUAAUAAAGAAGAGGAGACGUGGCGGGAAAAAUCUAAAAUUUUAUUAAAACAGAUAAGAUACUUGUUCCGUGAGAUCACAGUGGAACCAUGCCUGUUUGUUUACAUGCUGUGUACGGCAUUGUCGUCUCUCGCCGUACAGAACAUGCACUUGGAAAAAUCGUGCCGCGUCAAUUGCGCGUUCAGUGAGGAGGUAUGUGAUCGUAUAAGAGAUCGAAAUACAACUGGCCUGACGUUUGAACAAACUCAGGUACAGUCGUUGGUGGCUAAGGUAGUCGCAUGGAAGUUUCCCCUACAGACAGGAAUACCGGCUGUGAUGGUGCUGUUUAUUGGCGCGUGGAGUGACAAGACUAAGAAACGGAAAAUAUGUAUACUACUUCCAAUUUUUGGUGAAAUUAUCACGAACAUUGGUCUUUUAUUAGCUACAUACUACUUUUAUGAGUUAUCGUUGAUCGCUACUGUAUUGAUAGAGGCAUUACCGGCUGCGUUUACUGGCAGUUAUGUCGUUAUAUUCAUGGGAAUGUACAGUUUUAUGGCUGAUAGGACUACAGUGGAAAGCAGGACGUUUCGUUUGGGCCUAGUUACAAUAUGUGUUACUUUAGGUACUCCCACGGGAACAGUACUCAGUGGAAUACUGUUACAGUCUUUAGGAUAUUAUGGUGUAUUUUCUACGUUAAUAUGUUUACAUGCUAGUGCGUUUUUAUAUGGUGUUUUAAGACUUGAAGACGUGUUGCCUUCUGAGGUACAUAGGCCUGUGCGCGUGAGUGGGCAAAGUAACUUUAAACAAUUGUGGCAUGAUGUAUUUGGUCUGGUUACUACUACCGUGUUGGUGGCAGUAAGACCGCGUGCAUAUGGGAUGAGGAAGCAGAUAUUAUCAGUGGUCAUCCUAUACGUCAUUAUGGUUGGUCCGUUAUACGGUGACUCGCAAGUGAGCUAUUUGUACGCGAUAAGAAAAUUUAACUUCAAUUCAGUGGAAUACAGUGUGUAUGGAACGAUCAAUAUCGUGCUUGGAUUAUUUGGAACAUUCUUCUGCAUAACAAUCCUAUGCAGAACAUUCCACGUUCAAGAUAGCAUGAUUGGUUGUCUGGCUGCUGUGAGCAGGAUAGCAGGAUGCCUGGCUUUCGCCCUCUCUCCCACCAGGACGUGGUUCUAUACGGCGCCACUUUUCAACAUCUUCAGUCAUACUGGCCUGACUGCUGUAAGGUCUAUCGCCACUAAAAGCGUAGCUGUGGAAGAAGUUGCUAAACUCAGCUCAGUGAUAGGCGUAAUGGAGGCUCUAGCGCCUUCGAUAUACAUGCCGACUUCCAGUUUUAUUUACGUGCAAACGAUAGACACGUUUCCUGGUGCAUUUUAUUUGUUUGACGCCGCCCUAACAGUUGUAGCCCUGGCGUUAUUUAUAUAUAUCUACGCGUUGGUGAAGCGAAGAGAUGUCGUCACAAUAUCGAGUAGGAAAGAAGAAUAUGCUAGAACAAAUGAAGUAUCUAGAUUUUAAUGUAAUAGUCUUGUACUGUCCCUCGGGUAGCUAGAAAAGCCCUUUCAAGAUAGCAUUGGUCCAAAAGGUAGGGACAGGCCCUCUAUUUUUGAAGCCAAUGCGAUCUUUGUAAUAGAAUUAGUCCAGACUGUGUGAUGGAUGCAAUAAAUUAUUAUAAGUAUUAGGUUCCGAAAACCAGGGUACGAUACGUUGUAAGUCG